Molecule: messenger RNA, 891 nt
Organism: Scedosporium apiospermum
Lineage: Eukaryota; Fungi; Ascomycota; Sordariomycetes; Microascales; Microascaceae
Product: Phosphoethanolamine N-methyltransferase
Exons: 9
Coding region: 1-891 (296 amino acids)
Molecular function (GO): methyltransferase activity
Source: RefSeq, a predicted model, not a curated record
AUGGCGUCUAACCACUCAAGCCCAAAGGCGGCGUCACCCGAUCGCCCCGGGGCCCAGCCGAAUAUUCUACCUCCCGAGCACUUUGCACAGCUGGUAGCGGAGGGGGAAGAUGGAGAUGAAGUCGCCGAGGACCAGUCUAGUUCCACCGCCUCUUUGACCUCCAGCAUCCUUGCCUACCGCAAAAUACAAGGGCGAACAUAUCACGGCGAGCGUGGCGAUGCAACAUAUUGGGGUUCCAUCGAUGAGGCCCAGAAUGAAGCAUUAGACAUUAACCACCACGUCAUUACUCUGUUGUUGGAUCGCAAGCUUUACCUAGCGCCGGUACCAAAAGACAUCCAGACCGCCGUCGACAUCGGCACUGGAACAGGCAUCUGGGCAAUUUGGGUCCCGCCUAACCUACAGUUCCAAAUCGACGACUGCACACAAGAUUGGACGUUCCCGGAUAACUCGCUCGACUACAUCCACAUACGCUGGCUCGUGGGUAGCAUUGCGGACUGGGCCUCUCUCUUCAGGCAAGCCUAUAGAUGCCUAAAACCCGGUGGUUACCUGGAGAGCCACGAGCCGUCGUCUGGAUUCGAAAGUGACGAUGGUACUGUUACGGAGAGCAGCGCUCUCGCUCAGUGGGGAAGAUUCUUCGUCGGAGGGGGAGAGAAGAUUGGCCGGCCAUUCACUGUGUUUGAUGACGAUAGCCAGAUGAAAGGGAUGGAAGAGGCCGGGUUUGUCAACAUUGAGAAGAAAGAUUUCAAAGUGAGCGAGCCCAUCUUCCCCACAAUCUUCACUGUUACCAUGGCUCAUAUAAUAGACAGUGCCAAGGCGUUCACGGCCGAGUUGAGGCUUUUGCGAAGGGUGCUAGUCGCCUCAGCAGCCAGCUCAGGGAGUGCUGUGACCUAA